Messenger RNA from Centropristis striata (black sea bass), 1704 nucleotides. Its product is annotated as zinc finger BED domain-containing protein 4-like. NCBI's taxonomy places the organism in Eukaryota, Metazoa, Chordata, Actinopteri, Perciformes, Serranidae. The coding region runs from base 1 to 1704 and encodes 567 amino acids. The transcript has 8 exons. The record is from RefSeq and is a predicted model, not a curated record. Gene Ontology annotation, molecular function: protein dimerization activity; DNA binding.
AUGUGGGAACACUUUGAGCAGAUCUCCCCCAACAAGGUGAAGUGUUUGUUGUGUGCCAAGGAAUUGGGAUACAACAAUAACACCUCAUCCAUGUUGAGGCAUUUUCGUGCUUUGCAUGAAAACAGUGAGGGGAAUGUGGCUGGACCCAGUCCAGUGAGCAGAAAGAAGGACCUGGACGAUGCCUUGGUGUCAAUGAUUGUCAAAGACACCCAGCCUUUCAGUAUAGUGGAGGACACAGGAUUUAGAGAGUUUGUGGCUAAACUAGAUCCAACCUACAUCCUCCCAACAAGAAAGGUUGUUAAGGCCAUGGUUGAAGACAGAUACCAGCAUGAGAAGGAGAAGGCCAAAGCUGAGGUCCAGAAAGUAGCUGCAGUUAGUUUGACAGCAGACAUGUGGACAUCUAUAAACAUGGAUGCAUACUUGGCUGCCCUGGAAUUAACUCCAGUACUGUCCAGCAUUCGCAUGAAGGCAAGAAAGCUGGUGGGCUAUUUUAGAAGCAGCACAACUGCCAAAGAAAAGCUGGACCAAGUACAAGACCAGAUGGGGAAGCCCAAAAAGAAACUGAUUCAAGAGGUCGAAACUCGGUGGAACAGCACCUUCCAGAUGUUGGAGCGCGUUGCAGAGCUCAGGGAGCCUGUGGGGGCAGCUUUGGCAGGACUCAAAACAGACAUUCCUGCUCUGACCUCAGACGACCUCACUAUUGUGUGUGGGUGCUUGGCAGUACUGUCACCUUUUUUUGAGGCCACAACUGAGCUCUCGGAAGAGAAAAGGGUGUCUUGCUCUAAAGUGGUCCCAUUGCUGAAGAUGGUUGAGAAGCUGAUCCAGGAGGAGACUGCAAAGGCAGCUGUACCAGUGGCUCGGGAACUGGGGGGGCACCUGAUAAGGCUCCUGAGAGAGAAGCUGUACAAAGUUCAGAGCAUGAGCAUCCUGUCGCUUGCAACACUGCUCGACCCACGGUUCAAGGCACUUGGCUUCUUCUGUCCGAUGAAGACAGAGGAAGCCAUCAAACGACUGACGGCAGAAUGUGCCAACAUUAUCGGGUCUCGUACUCAUUCACUGCCACCUGUAGCGUCCACUUCACAGGAUUCUGGAGCUGAAAGACCUGGAAACAAACUAUGGAGCCAUUUGGAUGCCAUGGUGUCAGAAUCAAGAAAGACGAGUAAUGUUUUUGCUGAUGCCACAGUGGAAGCACAACGGUACCUGGCUGAACCGAAUAUUGCCAGGACUGAGGAUCCUCUGCAGUACUGGGAGAGGCAGAGGCAAAUAUACCCGAGCCUAUAUAGGCUAGCUCUGGGGUACUUGUGCACCCCUGCCUCCUCAGUCCCAUGUGAACGAGUUUUUUCAAAAGCUGGAGAGGGGGAACUCCAGUCCAUAGAACCCCUCAUCAAUGAGCUCUUCCAGCGGCAGUCUGAGCUGUGCUCUCGCCUGGCAAUCCUCGAAGCUCGGGACACUCAGCGGUCCUCAGCGGCAGUUCCCAAAGAUGUCCCCUCCACAUCUGCCAUGCCUGAUGUCCCCAGCAUAUUGGACACUCACUCUUCCUUAUGGUCGUCUGUUGAUAAGACGCGGAAACGGCUUCAUGCUCAAACACCACGCCAGAGUUUCCAGCCGCGAUUCACCCCCGGGGCAGAAAGCGUCAUACUCCUCGAACUACUGCACCGAUGUCCCAUGGUAAACGGGCUAGAUGUUCACCACCUCCACCAGUAA